Molecule: messenger RNA, 1896 nt
Organism: Orycteropus afer afer
Lineage: Eukaryota; Metazoa; Chordata; Mammalia; Tubulidentata; Orycteropodidae
Gene: GAS2L3
Product: growth arrest specific 2 like 3
Exons: 6
Coding region: 82-1896 (604 amino acids)
Biological process (GO): actin crosslink formation
Cellular component (GO): actin filament
Molecular function (GO): cytoskeletal adaptor activity; microtubule binding; actin filament binding
Source: RefSeq, a predicted model, not a curated record
AUUGAAAUUAAGGCAGAAAGAUUAUUGGAAGAACUUGAUAAUGGAGUACUAUUAUGCCAGCUGAUUGCUGUUCUUCAGGACAUGGUGAAAACAGGCAAUUCUGAAGAAUCAGGGAAUUUUCCAAUGAGAAAAGUGCCCUGUAAGAAAGAUGCUCCAUCAGGCUCAUUCUUUGCUAGAGACAAUACUGCAAACUUCCUUCAUUGGUGCAGGCACAUUGGGGUUGAUGAGACUUACCUCUUUGAAUCUGAAGGUUUAGUUUUACACAAAGAUCCAAGACAGGUGUAUCUUUGUCUUCUUGAAAUUGGUCGAAUUGUGUCAAGAUACGGGGUUGAACCACCAGUGUUAGUAAAACUUGAGAAAGAAAUUGAGCUAGAAGAGACCUUGCUUAAUACUUCUGGGCCUGAAGAAUCCAUCAGCAUUCCAAAAUCGUGUUGUCAGCAUGAAGAGCUACAUGAAGCUGUUAAACAUAUUGCUGAAGAUCCUCCUUGUAGUUGUUCUCAUCGGUUUUCCAUUGAGUACUUAUCUGAAGGACGGUACCGACUAGGGGAUAAAAUACUUUUUAUAAGAAUGCUUCAUGGAAAACAUGUCAUGGUUCGUGUUGGUGGAGGCUGGGAUACUCUUCAAGGGUUUUUGCUUAAAUAUGACCCCUGCCGAAUAUUACAGUUUGCUACAUUAGAACAAAAAAUUUUAGCAUUUCAAAAAGGAGUUUCUAAUGAAAGUGUACCUGAUUCCCCUGCCAGAACACCUCAGCCUCCUGAAAUGAAUCCUUUGUCAGCAGUUAACAUGUUUCAGAAACAAAAUACAAAACCUGGGACACCAGUUGGCGUUCCAAGGAGCAAAGACAAGCAGGUACAUGCACCAGGUGUGUCGCCCCCAGCAGCAUCUUCACGGAAAGGAGGCCGUCCAGCUUCCGUGUCAGUCCGCCCUAAAUUGCAGAACUCUCCAGCAGCAUCUUCUCAUCUCAAAUCUUCAAAAGGCAUAAUAAAGAAACCACCAGUUCCUUCAAACAGUAUACCAUCUGCACUUGGUUCUUUAAAUGCAGUAGGUAAAAGCAUUUCUUCACCAGCUUUAUCAAGAACUCCACCUUGUGUAUCUGAGUCAUUAAGAAAAUGCAUCUCGUCACCCAGUACUUCUAAAGCCAGGCUUAUCCCAGCUCAGAAGUCAAGAGAGGCACCUGAUUCUGCACUUCUGCCCAAUAAGUGCUCUGGAAAAACUGAACCACAGCAUUUUAAGCACAGUCACAUUUCUUCCAGAGGUAAUGCAGUCUCUCCCUCUGCAGCACGUUUAAAUCCACCACCCAAGGGUCCGAAGCUACCCAAAGCCAAUAUACAGGUAAAGGCUAAACCUUCUCCUUCUUUGCAGGCCCCUGCAAAAACGACAAAACCCAGUUCCAAAAGCACAGCCACAGGUCCAGUGACAAGGUCUCAGCCACUUGAUGGAGCCCCACAAGCAGGGGCAAGCCCUGCACGGAAUCUGAAAUCAGCCUUGAAUUUAAAUCACCCGGUUUCUAUGUCCUCAGUUUCUCCUGCAAAAGCCACACGGCAAUUAAAAGAUAAGAAAUUAGUUUCAGUUGCCAAAAAGCAGCCUCAGAAUAAAAUUACACGCCAGCAGACAGGACCCAGCUCCUCAAGAUCCCCUGGUCGCACUCCCCUGGCCAUUGUGAGUCUUCCCCAGUCUUCUGCCAAAACACAAACUGUACUAACAUCAGGACAGGCUGCCACUAAGGGCCAGUGUUCUGCUAAAGGGCUUCCAAAAAGUGCCAAAGCCCCAGCGUCAACCAGGAAACCACCCUCAUCUGAAAAGGAAGCGGUUAAUGGAGAUAAAACUACCACAAAGAAAAAGGAAGACGAUGACCAUUAUUUUGUUAUGACUGGAAGUAAGAAACCUAGAAAAUAA